This is a messenger RNA of Penaeus indicus, 877 nucleotides long. RefSeq names its product peritrophin-1-like. Gene Ontology annotation, molecular function: chitin binding. Gene Ontology annotation, cellular component: extracellular region. The coding region runs from base 134 to 844 and encodes 236 amino acids. The record is from RefSeq and is a predicted model, not a curated record. The transcript has 3 exons. Lineage: Eukaryota; Metazoa; Arthropoda; Malacostraca; Decapoda; Penaeidae.
AAUGUCACUGUGAUAAUGAUUAUCUCCGCGUUUUGAUAACUAUCUUGUAUCAACGAGAUGACAUUUAUUAGACUACAUCUCCGACUUUUCCUUGUUACUAGUUCCACAGUUUCAAGACUAACGAGGGGCUAACAUGGCGCUUCUCGUUAUUUCACUCUUGUUGAUGGUAUCCCCGAGUAAGCAGGUGUGCGCUCCAAAUUGUACAGGUGUUGAUCCGGGCGCAGAGGUUCGGGAUCCGAGGGACUUCACCAAAUACUACAUUUGCCUCGACACUGACGAGUCCGGCAUCUUAUCAGCCUCUGUCGAAUCCGUGCUAUGUCCUCCAGGCAAGUACUUCAACGACACCAGGCACAAGUGUGAGCUCAUCAGUACGAAUCCGAGCAUUUCCCUGACCCGAACCUGUGACCCGUGCCAAGUUGACUGCCCUGCCCCAUUCGUCGUCACGCCACACCCGACCAUCUGCAGCCUGUAUUACGUGUGCCUCGCGGAUGGACAUACCCUCCAGCAGCAAUGCUUCAGGGGCUACUACUUCAACUACCACACAGGAUUAUGCACCGAGGAUGAGAGUCAGUGUUACAACUAUUGUGAUCCUUACGAACCUCACUGCACGUAUGUCAACCAGAAAAUCCCACACCCUCUUGACAACACCAAAUUCUACCUUUGUACUCUAGACGGCCCUGUUCGAUUUCAGUGCCCAGGUAACAUGCCUUUUCAGGAGGACAGUCUUUUGUGUGAUAGCUACCUCGUCGAUGGGCAUAAUGCUGCCUGGAAAUAUGGUACAAGUGACAAACAUCUCUUUUCCUUUCUAGUCAUCUUUUUCGUCUGUCUGUCUUUGGUAAAAUGAAUGAUGACAGGAAAUAAAAUUUCAAUUGACAGA